Messenger RNA from Emericellopsis atlantica, 7773 nucleotides. RefSeq names its product putative polyketide synthase. Gene Ontology annotation, molecular function: fatty acid synthase activity; 3-oxoacyl-[acyl-carrier-protein] synthase activity; oxidoreductase activity. Lineage: Eukaryota; Fungi; Ascomycota; Sordariomycetes; Hypocreales; Bionectriaceae. The transcript has 8 exons. The record is from RefSeq and is a predicted model, not a curated record. Gene Ontology annotation, biological process: fatty acid biosynthetic process; secondary metabolite biosynthetic process. Bases 43 to 7743 code for a protein of 2566 amino acids.
CCUAGCCUCCCUCUCUCCCAAGGUCCUCCUCAUGCCUCCACAAUGAGCAUGGACACACCACAUCCCUCCCCCAUCGCCGUCGUAGGCCUCUCCUACCGCGCUCCAGGCGUUGGACGCAAAGGUCUCUGGGACUAUCUGGCCGAGGCAAAGUCCGCCUGGUCCACGGUGCCGCCCAGCCGCUUCGACUACGAUGCCUACCAUCACCCAGACAAGGACAAGGCCGGCUGCAUCGCCGCGGCCGGCGGCCACUUUCUGCCCGAGGACGAGGACAUUUACAGCUUCGACGCACCCUUCUUCAACCUCCGACCCGAGGAGGCUCGUGCCGUGGACCCGCAUCAUCGUAUGCUCCUAGAAUGCGCCCUCGAGGCCGCCGAGAGCGCGGGCGUCACCCUGCCACACCUCGCCGGCUCCAACAGCGGUGUCUUCUCGGCCAUUGGCUCCCCCGAGCAUGGCCACAUGCUGGGAGAGGACAUGCCGGCCUCGUCCACGUGGACGUGCGCCGGUGGCGCGCCGUGCAUGUUUGCGAACCGCCUGUCGUACUUUUUCGACUUGCACGGGCCGAGUAUCGCCCUCGAUGCGGCGUGCGCGAGUAGCACGUAUGCCGUGCACAUGGCCUGCCAGAGCCUACGCGCGGGCGAGUGUGACAGUGCGUUUGCGAGCGGUGCUGCGCUCCUCAUGGGGCCGGGACAAUGGAGCUUCCUAGACACAAUGGGCGCGUUAUCACCAGAAGGACGGUCCUUUUCGUAUGAUGUCAAGGGGUCAGGCUUUGGUCGGGGCGAAGGCGGCGCGUGUCUGCUGCUGAAACGCCUCGACGACGCAGUCCAAGCUGGUGAUCCCAUCCACGCCAUUAUCCGCAACUCAGCCUGCAACCACGGCGGUCGAUCGGAUGGUAUUACAAUGCCUAGGCAGUCUGCGCAGGAACAGCUUCUCUGGCGGGUCCAUCGAGAAGUUGGCCUGAGCCCAGACGAGACGCCCGUCGUCGAGGGACAUGGAACAGGGACUAGAGUUGGUGACCCUAUCGAAGCUGGAUCUUUCGUCAACGUGCUCGCGACUCGCAGGGGGCCUGACAACCCGCUCUACAUUGGGUCGUUGAAGUCAAACUUUGGGCAUCUCGAGGGUGCGAGUGGUAUCCUCGGUAUGAUCAAGGCCAUCAUGAUGUUACAAAACGGUCAUGUCUUGCCAAACGCCGGUUUCGAGCGGUUCAACGAGAGCAUCAAAGGCAGCGAGCGACUUCGAGUGGCUCCUACAAAGCUCCCAUGGCCAGCUAAUGAGCCGCGACGAGUCUGCGUCACCAAUUUCGGUUUCGGUGGUAGUAACUCGGCCAUCAUCAUGGAUGAAGGGACAUCCUCCACUCCAAAGCUAACCAACGGCGCCGCGACACAGAACGGGGUACAUCAUGACCUCAAGAACCGGGUAUUCGUAUUCUCUGCCAAGUCAGAAAGCAGUCUCAGCGCCUACCUUUUGUCAUUCAAAGAGUACCUAGAGGGCACAGUGUCAACAGAGCAGCGAUGGCUGGAUGAUCUCGCUUUCACCCUCGGAGAGCAUCGAAAGCACCACCCUUACCGUGCGGCCGUGACAGCGGCAUCGUUGGAUGACUUGAAGACACAGGUAUUUGCGGCGAGACCGAGGAAGAGCAGAGAGAGGACAGUAUGCUUUGUCUUUACAGGACAAGGUGCCCAACACGCGCAGAUGGCGAUGGCCCUGCGCGCAUACCAUGUCUUUUCUGCGGCCCUGGAUGAGGCGGAGGCGAUUUUGUCCAAACUGGGUGCUACGUGGUCCCUCAAAGAAGAGCUCGCCCGCCCAACAGACGAGUCACACAUCAACGAGGCGGAAAUCAGUCAGCCCGCGUGCACCGCCGUCCAGCUUGCCCUCGUGGCUCUGCUCAGAUCCUGGGGCGUUGAACCAACGGCGGUCACGGGCCAUUCCAGCGGCGAGAUAGGUGCUGCGUUCGCCGCGUCCCUGGUCUCUUUCGAGUCCGCCAUCGCCAUGGCCUAUUUCCGCGGGCGUGCCACCGUCCAGCUCGUCCAGGACGAGAAUCUAAAGGGUGCCAUGCUGGCUCUCGGCGUCGGAUCGGAGGUGGCCAAUGGACUCUUGGAGUCUCUCGACCAGGAGAAGGAUGGGUACGCCACGAUCGCUGCCAUCAACAGCCCCUCGAGCGUGACGGUGUCGGGCCACGAGACAGCUGUUGACAAGAUCCACGAACUCGCCAAGGGGCAGGGCCUGUUUGCCCGGAAGCUCAAGGUGGAUGUAGCCUACCACUCGCGGCACAUGGAGCGCAUGGCCGACUCGUACCGCGCAGCCAUUGAGCCGUACUGUACUGGUGCUCCGUCUGUCGAGCCGUCUGACAACGUCAAGAGGCCGAGGUUCGUCUCGUCCAGCUCACCGGGCCACAACAAGGGUGGUGAUUUCGUGCCCACGGCACUGGAUGCAUCGUAUUGGGUCAACAAUCUUGUGCAGCCUGUUCGUUUCGCUGAGGCCGUGGAGAAGACGCUGGACGUGGAAAGCAGUGUCGCCACCCACCUCAAGCCUUCCCAUGUCGUUGUCGAGAUUGGCCCACACUCUGCGCUCAAGGGCCCAGUCCAGCAGAUUGUGGACCGUUUGCGAGAACAGCAAAAGGACCAGAAGCAACAGAAGCAAGUGAGCUAUCUUUCCUCCCUUGAGCGAGGCACGGACGCCCACGAAGCCAUCCUCAACCUCGCCAAGGGCCUCUUCACCCUGGGCGUACCCGUGUCUUUGGGUGCAGCCAACCAGACAAACAGCGAGGAUACGCGUGCACAGAUCAUCUCCGACCUACCGCCGUAUGCCUGGGAUCGUUCAGUCCAGUACAUGCUCAGGUCACGCAUCACCCAGGCCAAGCUGCACCCCGGCCAGCCGUACCACCCCCUGCUCGGGUGGAAGAGCCCCUAUGACGAGGGCAACGAGACUUCCUUUCGCCAGGUGUUCACGCUGGACGAGAUGCCAUGGAUCAGAGAGCACGCCGUCGGCGGCCAGGUCAUCUUCCCCAUGACGGGCUACCUCGCGCUCGGCAUGGAGGCGCUCAGGAGAGUCCACGUCGCUUCCGCGUCGCCAUCGAACAAGGGCAUUGGAAGUCUCGUCGUGUCCGAGUUCCACGCCAAACGUAGUCUCGAGAUGGAAGAGGACGAGCGGGUCGACUUGACCACCAAGGUCCGCCCUGCCUCGUCUGGAACUGAGGUCUUCUCCUCCACGUCGUGGGUCUUUGAGGUCUGGAGCUGGUCGCAAGAGUACGGGUGGACGUCUCAUGCUCACGGACAGCUCGAGAUUGAAGCGACAGAGCCCAGUGCGUACACGCAAACGCUCCAGGCGUCGCUCCCCCUGACCGACACGCGCCAGCUGCAGGAGCGUGAUCCCGAGGCAGAGUACCACAAGGACCACACCGAAGGCACCACAUAUGGCCCUGCCUUUAAACGCAUGAGGCGGUUCUGGGAAGGCCCCGGGUACACCGUCAUGGAAACAGAGUUGCGAGAGCUGGACGCAAUAGCAUCCCGUUCGCCGUUUGGAUCGCCCGUCUGCGUCGACACACCGACCCUCGACAGUUUCCUGCAGGGACUCGGGCCGCUGUUGGAGGCCUAUGGGGAGAAGCCCGCCAUGAUGCCCAACUAUGUCAGUCGCCUGCGUAUCGCCAACAACAUCCCUGCCAACCCAGGGCUGCGCCUGACAGUCGUGACUCGCCUGCUUGACUACGACCUCAAGGCAGGCCUCAUGCGCAUCAGCGUGGCCGCCUUUCAAAAGGGCGACAAUGACGACAGCGCCAGUAUGACCCCGGUCGUCGAGUUUGAGUCAGUCUCGCUGCGCGUCAUCGCAUCUGGUACCUCUGGGAGCACCAACGCCGGCUCGACCUCAUCAAUGUCCAAGAACAUUCCAGCAAGCUACUGCUGGGAUCUGAUACCGAGUCUGCGCAACCUCUCCGACAAUAACAAGCUGCGUGAGUUUCUGCAGGUUGGUCCGACGCCGGACGCGGAGCGUGAACGCGUGCAUGUGCUCAACCAGGCGGCCAUCCAUUUCAUGCAGCAGGCCCUGGAGGCGACGAGAAACGAAGAGCUCGACUUGCCGCCCCAUCUCGCUCGAUUCCGCACAUGGGCUGUAGCCAGCGUAGAGAGGGCAAAGGACACCAGCCUGCUAGAAGGCGUAGACACCGCAUCGCUCGUCAAAACAGUCGCCAACUCUGGAGGCCAGGGCGAGAUGGUGUGCGCCGUGGGCGAGCAACUCCCCCAGAUCCUGAGAGGCGAGGUGCAAGCGCUCGAGAUUAUGCUCAAGGACAAUCGUCUGUCGCGCUACUACGACGCCGACCUCACCAAUGUGCGCCUCAGCCACGUCCUCGCCACGUGGGUGCGUCACCAGUGCGAUGUCAAGUCGAGCCUUCGCGUGCUCGAGAUUGGCGCGGGCACGGGGAGCGCCACAGUGCCUGUCUUUGAGGCGAUAUCGCGUGGUCAGGAGAGGCUGCCCGACGACUUCCACUACACAUACACCGACAUCUCGUCUGGCUUCUUUGAGCCGGCCCGUGCUAAGCUCGCCAAGUGGGCGCCCUACAUCACGUACCAGAAGCUGGAUGUUAGUCGCGACCCGGCACAGCAGGGCUUCACACUCCAGGACUAUGACCUCGUCAUUGCCUCGAAUGUUCUGCACGCCACUGCCGACAUGGCUGCCACUGUGGACCAUGUGCGUGCCCUGCUGAAACCCAAUGGCCAGCUCGUCGUGCUCGAGGCAGGCCUCCAUGCACCUCUCGUCCUUCCUUUUGCCCUCCUCCCAGGCUGGUGGCUGGCAGAAGACGAGUACCGCAAACAUGAAGAGGGACCACUGCUGUCGGCGGACGCAUGGGGCAGAUUGUUUGCUGAUCGAGGCUUCUCUGGAGUUGACGGCGUGAUCGAGGGAUACCCUGGUGAUCCAAACAACAUCCUGAGCAUCAUGACCACGACGAGGGUGGGCCUACCGGAGGCCAUCGACAGCGCAGCACCCAUCACAGUCUGCGGACCCAUGGUGGACGAUGACGAGGUCGAGUUUGCGCAGGUCGUGGCAGACCUCCUGGCCGAGAAGCUAGGCUGCCAGACGGAAGUCAAGCCCUUUGCUGAGGUGGAGCCCGACGACGACCCCUUUUGCGUGUUCAUCGACUCCUCGUCGGGCAGUAUUUGGAACGACGUGUCAGACGCCACGUUUGACAAGGUACGCGACGUAUUCCUCCGCGUGCGCGGCAUGCUCUGGGUGAUCCCCGAGAACCAUGGCCCCGAUGCCGACACGGUCAAGGGCAUUCUGCGCACGGUGCGCCUCGAGCUUGGUUCGAGGAAUUUACUCCUCCUCGAGGAUCUGCCCUGCACGCAAGAGGGGGCGCCCGCCAUCGCUCAGUUGUCCGAGAGACUUCGUGACGGCGAGCAUGAGAGCGCCGUCGACUUUGACUUUACAUGGCGCGAUGGUACCCUGUGGCUACCGCGGUACCGCGCCCUGCCUGAGGCCAAGGAGGUUUUCGCGGCAGAGGCAGGCAUCGAGACACGCAAGGAGCAAGCUCUGGGGCAGUUUGGCGACGACGUGGCGCUCGAGAUGACGGUGGAUGCCGCUGGAAGUCCCGACUCCAUCUACUUCCAGCGUAGCGACGCGCUGCAGCAGCCCCUGGCGGACGAUGCCAUCCUCGUCAAGGUAGAGGCGUCUGGUGUCAACUUCCGAGAUCUCCUUCUGGUGUUGGGCAGCAUUCCCUGGACACGGCCAGGUUUCGAAGGUGCAGGUGUCGUACUCCGUACCGGUUCCGCGGUCAAGGACUUGCAGCCUGGCGACAAGGUCUUCUAUGGCGCGCUCCACGGCGGCAGCUUCGCCACUCACUUGCAGAUGCCCUCGUGGCACGCGACCAAGCUUCCCGAGGACAGAUUCACCGUGGCCCAGUCGGCCAGUAUUUCCGUGGCUUACUCGACGGCCGUCAUGUCCAUCAUCCGCAUCGGACGUCUUCAGCCCGGAGAAACGGUCCUGAUCCACGCGGCCUCAGGGGCUGUCGGACAGGCGUGCAUCGUGCUCGCGAAGCACAUUGGCGCAGAUAUCUACGUGACGGUUGGAACGCCCGCCAAGCGCUGGAUACUUCAUAAAGAGUUUGACAUUCCCGAGGAUCACAUCUUUUCGAGCCGUAACAACACGUUCCGCGAUGGCAUCAUGGCCAUGACCCAGGGCAAGGGCAUCGACGUCGUCAUCAACUCGCUCAGCGGUGCCCUGCUACAGGCCACAUGGGCCAUCGUGGCCGACUUUGGCCGCUUUGUCGAGAUUGGCAAGCGAGACGCCCUGCAGAACAGCCACCUGCCUAUGCGUCCGUUCGAUCGCAACGUGACCUUUACAGGCGUAGAUCUGCGCACCAUGUUCCUCACGCGCCCGCACGAGCAUCGUCGCUGCCUUGCUGACAUCAACGACCUUGUGGCGCGCGGCGUGGUCCAGCCCAUCCGCCCGGUCAAGGAGAUGCCCGUGUCACAGCUGGGUGCGGCCCUGCGAAGGCUUCAGUCAGGCCAGAACCUUGGCAAGAUUGUCAUCACCAUGGACACGGAGGCGCGUGUCGUGGCGCAAGCGGCGCCUCCGCGUACCUUGCAGACUGCGACAGGGCAGCAGCUCUUGCGUCCGGACAAGACGUACGUGAUCACCGGAGGAACAGGCGGCAUCGGUCUCGCCCUUGGACCCUGGAUGGUCGAGCAUGGGGCCAAGAAUGUUGUUCUCCUGGGUCGCAGUGGCGCCUCACGCCAGCCUGUGCAGGAGGUGCUCGCCCGGUACCAAGACACUGAUGUCUCGAUGCGUGCCAUUGCCUGUGAUGUGGGCAAUCGAGACGACGUUGCGAGCGUUGUCGACGCUAUCAAGGAUCUUCCUCCCGUCGGUGGCGUGAUACACGGCGCCUUGUUCCUCAAGGACAAGUUGCUGAGCAACACGUCUCAUCAAGACUGGCUCAACAUUGUGCUCCCUCGCAUCCGCGGUGCGUGGAAUCUGCACGAGCUCUUACCUGAUGGUCUUGACUUUUUCGUCGUCCUCUCGUCCUUCAUCUCCGGCAGCGGAAACAUGGGGCAGUCGGUGUACUCGGGCACGGCGUCCUUUUACGAUGCAUUCGCCGAGUAUCGCAGUGCGAUGGGGCAGCCAACCGUCUCCGUGGAGUUGCCAGUCGUCCUCGACGUCGGCUACGUGGCCGACCGUGAUCUGGAGGGCAAGCUCACCAACGCCCUCGGCGCGGUGCUUUCCCUCGACCACCUGCAGACUGUCAUCAAGGGCACCAUUGUCGGCGCCUCGUCAGGUCUGCACCGCGACAGCAAGGCCAUCUCCUUCAGCUACGCGCGCGGCGACGACAGCAGCAUCCUGCCGUGGCAGUGCUUCCACCCCAGGGCACUCGUAGACUACAUCCGAUCCGAGUCGCGCGCCAACGGCGGCACCGUCAAUGGGGACGGCGACGGCAGCAAGGCCAAGACCAAGUCAAAGGGCCUCGAGCUCGCGAGCGAGAGCGAUCCGCUGGCUGCGUUGCUGGCUACGCUCAUGGACAGGGUGUCGGCCAUCACCAUGAUUGAGAGGGACGAGAUGGACGCGGACGCGCCACUGUCCAACUACAGUCUCGACUCGCUCGUGUCCGUCGAGCUGCGGAACUGGAUCAAGAGAGCGACAAAUGUUGACCUCUCUCUGCCCAAGAUUGUCAAUGCGGCCAACCUACGGUCGCUCGCGACGCUGAUCCUCUCCCAGCGGGAAGCUGGUAUGAAGAAGCCGCAGCAGCAGCAGAAGAAGGAGUGAUAGAACACUACUAAUAGAUGGAAACACAAU